Messenger RNA from Rangifer tarandus platyrhynchus (Svalbard reindeer), 1281 nucleotides. The record is from the annotation of a GenBank genome assembly. Lineage: Eukaryota; Metazoa; Chordata; Mammalia; Artiodactyla; Cervidae.
AUGUGUGACCGGAACGGCGGCCGGCGGCUGCGGCAGUGGCUGAUCGAGCAGAUCGACAGCGCCAUGUACCCGGGGCUGAUCUGGGAGAGCGACGAGAAAACCAUGUUCCGGAUCCCCUGGAAGCAUGCUGGCAAACAGGACUACAACCAGGAAGUGGACGCCUCCAUCUUCAAGGCCUGGGCCGUUUUUAAAGGGAAGUUUAAGGAAGGGGACAAGGCUGAGCCAGCCACGUGGAAGACGAGGCUACGCUGCGCUUUGAACAAGAGUCCAGAUUUUGAGGAAGUGACAGACCGGUCCCAGCUGGACAUCUCUGAGCCAUAUAAAGUUUACCGCAUCGUGCCCGAGGAGGAGCAGAAAUGCAAAUUAGGUGUGGCGGCCCCGGGCUGUGUGAGUGAGGCCGUGGAGAUGGAGUGUGGGCGCUCCGAGAUCGACGAGCUGAUCAAGGAGCCUCCCGUGGAUGACUACAUGGGGAUGGUCAAGAGGAGCCCCUCGCCGCCUGAGGCCUGCCGGAGCCAGCUCCUCCCAGACUGGUGGAUGCAGCAACCCAGUGCAGGCCUGCCGCUGGUGCCGGGGUAUAGCGCCUACGACGCCCACCACUCAGCCUUCUCCCAGAUGGUCAUCAGCUUCUAUUACGGAGGCAAGCUGGUGGGCCAGACCACCACCACGUGCCCCGAGGGCUGCCGCCUGUCGCUGGGCCAGCCUGGCCUUCCAGGCGGGAAGCUGUAUGGGCCCGAGGGCCUGGAGCUGGUGCGCUUCCCGCCGGCCGACGCCAUCCCCAGCGAGCGGCAGCGGCAGGUGACGCGGAAGCUGUUCGGGCACCUGGAGCGCGGCGUCCUCCUGCAUAGCAGCAGGCAGGGCGUGCUGGUCAAGCGGCUGUGCCAGGGCCGCGUGUUCUACAGCGGGAAUGCUGCGCCCGCCCGCGACCGGCCCAACAAGCUGGAGCGCGACGAGGUGGUCAGGGUCUUCGACACCAGCCAGUUCUUCCGAGAGCUGCAGCAGUUCUACAACAGCCAGAGCCGGCUGCCCGACAGCAGGGUGGUGCUGUGCUUCGGAGAGGAGUUUCCGGACACGACCCCGCUGCGCUCCAAGCUCAUCCUCGUCCAGGUGGAGCAGCUGUACGUCCGGCAGCUGGUAGAAGAAGCAGGGAAGGGCUGUGGCCCCGGCUCCUUGAUGCAGGCCCCCGAGGAGCCCCCACCAGAUCAGGUCUUCCGGAUGUUUCCAGAGAUCUGUGCCUCCCACCAGAGACCUUUCUUCAGAGAAAAUCAACAGAUCACAGUUUAA